Alnus glutinosa is the source of this 2462-nucleotide messenger RNA. RefSeq lists its product as uncharacterized. The record is from RefSeq and is a predicted model, not a curated record. Bases 134 to 2110 code for a protein of 658 amino acids. NCBI's taxonomy places the organism in Eukaryota, Viridiplantae, Streptophyta, Magnoliopsida, Fagales, Betulaceae. The transcript is spliced from 4 exons.
UUCAUGAACUUCCGAUUUUUUUCUUUUUUCUUUGAAGACUUUAACAGUCUCGUACGGAUUACUCUUCCCCUUCAAAAGCCCCAAAGGAGUUCCGCUUUGAAUCCCGCGUUGUAUUGUAACUUUGAGGGUGAGUAUGGAGAUGGAUGUGGAAGAAGUGGAACAUAAAGAAGUGCUAAAAUGUGAAUCUGAGGUUGUAUGCAUGCAAAAUUUGGUAGGUUGUGGAUGCAGUGAGUUGGAAGAGAGAAUUAAGAAAGCUGAAGGGAGGUGCGUUGAGUUGGAAGUGGAUAUUCAGAGGAAGAAGAUGGAGUAUGAAGUGCUCAAGACCAAAUUAAAGGCAUUGGAAGUUGACAAGCUUGCAAUUGAGGAUGGACUGAAGGUAUUGAAGAGGGAGAAUGCUGAACUCAAAAAGCGUGUUAGCAACGUUGAAGGUGAAAGGAAGGUUAGUAGUGGAAGAGAGAGGUAUAUGGAUAGGAUUGUCGAUUUGACAGAGGAGAAUGGGCAGGAAGAUAGGAUCGUUCAGCUUUUGAUUGAGAACAAGGUUUUGCAAUGUGAGAAGAAGAGGGCCGAGAGUGAGGUUGGGGUUUGGAAGGAAAUGUUCAGGGAUUUGGAGUUGCGGGUUUUAGUGUUAAAUGAGAAUUCAACAAAAUCUGGGUGGGGAUUACGAAAUGUUAUUUCUCAUGAAGUGAGUGAGAAGAAAGAAGCAAUUGAAGGGAUUAGAACUAGAGAUGGAUUGCGUGAUGGAACCAGCUUCGGCUAUGUGCAAAAUAAGGCAAAAAUUGAGACUUUGGUGGACGUUGGCUCUGCUAUUUGUCAUCCCCCUGGUAAAGGAAUUGGUGUGCUGCAAGCAGCAGGCACGUCUUUUAAUGUUUUUCCAUGUAUGGAAGAUGCUUGUAUUAAGGAAGAAAAGAAAGGUGUCUGUUUGGCAUAUGGCAGACGAGUUAGAAAACAAUUGUCAUUCGAAGAAGACAGGAGCCCCAGCAAUAAGUUGGCUCCAUCCACACCAGCUGGUGCUAGACCAGCUUCUCUUGGCAUCAUUGAUAUCAGUGAUAGUGACGAUGAGCAAACUACCCAUAUCCUAUUACCUACUUCUAAUGAUGAGGUAAUCAACAAGGUUCACAUUUCAGAUGAUUGCAAAUUAGGAUUAUCUAUGGGAAGUGCAAAAGAAAAAAUUUAUGGGAAUAGUUUGAAACAGAUACAUUAUGAUGAGAAUGAUGAAGAAGAUACGGAUGCUUGCAAAGAGAACCUUUUGUUUACUCCAACUCCCAAAAGAAAACGAGCUUCUAAUAUUGUCACUAGUGACACUGAGAGUGAUGAGGAUGAUAAUGUUCCAAUCUCUAAACUCAAGCGGAUGCGUCUCCGGGAAAAAGUUCCUGAUGAAGUAGGUUCUGAUUUGAAUGACCGCUUAGUGACUGUUACUCCUCUAGGUGACAAUGUCAAGGGUAGUGUUACCCCUCAAAGGCAGCAUCUGAUGAGUUUAAGAAAAUCUGUAGGAAAAGGUGGGGCGGCAAGAAACUCUUCAAGUCAGGCCAGUAAAACUAAAUAUGAUCGAGGAAUCCCUACAUGUGAGGAUGCUGAAGAUGAUGAUUCAGAAGAGUUUGGGUCAGACAGCGAGGGUGAAAGCUUGGGUGGAUUUAUUGUCGGUAGCUCUGAUGUUUCUGAUGCAGAUGAUACUUGUAGUGAGACACAAGAUGUAUCAGAUGAAACUAUGGACUUCGAUGAGAUCUUAUCCAUACUUCAACGGAAGAAAGAUCAGAAAUUAAAAUGGGAGUUUGAGGCGGAUAUGCUUGCAGGCUUUGGAAAGGAUACUGAAUUGUGCAUGAAGGCUGUAUGUGCUCUCUAUCGACAGCAAACUUCUGACGAAAAAUCUAGCAAGGAAGCAUUUUACUCCAAUCACCGAGGUUUUAGCAAGUUUGAUGCUCCAAGGGGCUCUACUUUGGCCGAGUUUCUCACUGGUGGAGACCCAGGAGGUGAUGUUAAGAAAUCUGUCAAGGAGUUGCAAGAGUAUGACCCCAAGGCAGUGCUGCUGUGCAGAAGAUUGGCAACUCACUACUCUAAGCAAUUGUUUGAGAUCUACAAGAACAAAGAGGAUCCUUUCUUUCUCCCUUCUUGACAUGGCCUACAACAAAUUGAACAUAUAGGUGCUACUAGUCAAAAUCCUCCAUAGAAGUGUGUCCUCGCGAAUGGUGUUUUGUUAGUAUAUAUGAUAUAAACAUGUGUUUGCAUGUCUAUCAGAAGAACAGGUCGAGAAUGGUGUUUUGUUGGUUUUCCAUUCUCUGUUAGGCCUUCUGGAUAAGCAUGUUUUAUUUGUAUGCAUAUGAUAGAAGGAUGUGCUUGCAUGUCUAUCAGAAGAACAGGUCAUAUGGAUUUGUCCCUACGAACUGGCUUCAUAGGUUGGUUGUAUAUAUCAAGGUAAUACUAUAAUUUGCUGGUGUCUAUAGAAAAAUUUAGUGAAAGUUUAUAAA